ACAGUAGCGCACUCAGCGCACAGAAGAUGGUGGCGGUUACGGCCACGGUGUUGUCGCCCACUGCGCCUGGACAGUCGCGCACACGGGGUUCCACGCGGGUGUCGACGCACACGGAAGGUCAGACAGAUAAAUAAGACAGGUCCGUUUUUCCGUGGACGGGAAGGCUGGACUAUGCUGCAGCCGUAAUCCGUCCCAUUUGUCUCGGGAGUGAAAAGGACAGGUGUAAGGAGGCAUGAAGAUAUUCUCCAUGAAAAGCAAUUAAAGCGCAGGCUGGACCAAGACGUGAUCCCGUCAGCGCGUGGAGACUCGGCGACGGCGGAGAUUCCGGAGGGUAAAGUCAGGAAAGGACGUGGCUGCGUCCACGGGAGCUGCUGUGAUUAGGCCCUGAGGCGAGGAGCAUGUGUGGAGGACUAGAAGAUUUUUGUUUUUUUUUGACCUGCGCCCUGAAAAUGGAAAGUUGAUGAGUUCACAUAUUUUUUCCAAUGAGUGAUUUGGCGGCGUGCAGCAGGCAGCUGAGUGGACUUGGACUGGAACACAGCAGACAGAGAGUGAACCUUGCAGUCUCAAGUGCGUCAAAACACAGGGGAACAUAGAGGAAUGCAGGGACUGACGUCAAGAGUGGCAAUAACGAACAACUCAGAAUCUGUGGAAGUUCUGAUAGUGUCUCUCCUGCCACUUCACUGCUCGCUGGAAUUUCUUUCCAUGAAAGCAUUAAUUGCUUUACACUGAUCUAAUACUUUUGCCUUACAUUUUCCAUUCAUGUUCCCUUUAAAGUACUGUCACUUUAAAGGGUUACUGAGACGCCCCUCAGCACAGUGUUUGCAUCUGUGUUGACUGAUAAUCAACAUGGCAUCUCCUCAACAUCAACAACUGCUGCCUCACAACACAGAAGUGAGCUGUGACUCAAGUGGAGAUGGAGGCGUCUCGGUGAGGAUUGGCAGCGGCGUCAAACACAAGCAUGGAGGCGGGCCGCUCGGUUCAAUCGGGGGAGGCUUGAUCGGGGGAUCCAAGCACUGCAAGUACAGCAUCUCGUCGAGCUGCAGCUCUGGUGAGUCUGGAGUCAGGAAGCCAACAGUCCGGAGCUUUCGCUCACACAGGAAGAUGCCUCAGCUUUUUGAGAGAUCCGCAGGUCAUUUCUGGGACCCAAAGUUUGACUCUUCGAUCCUGGAGGACGCCUGUAGAGAGCGCUGUUUCCCUCAGACCCAGCGGCGCUUCCGCUACGUCCUCUCUUACCUGAUUGCUUCUGGCUGCCUCUGGGGACUGUACUUUGCUGCCAACCCUUCCCGCUGUAACAGGACUAUCUUUCUCCUUCCAACCGCGUCCUUCCUCCUCUUCUGCUUCCUCCUUUUCCUCUUAACUUUUACUAGGCUCUACUCGCGCUUCUACAACCAAGCAUCUCUGUUGCUCAUUGUCGUAACCUUCGUCCUCACACUGGCACCCCAGAUCCAGACAUCAGGCUUCAGGGACCUUGACUCUCCCACUGCACUUGACGUACAGGAGCUCAGUGGCAUGGGACCCACAUACAACCUGUCCUAUGACAAGCUUGUUGGAGGGGACACCUGGGCCCCCUGUCUGUCUCCUGUUGGAACGUUCUCCCUCUGUAUGGAGGUUCUUCUUUUAUUGUACAGUGUCCUCCAUGUUCGCCUCUAUGCUUCUGUCCUGCUUGGAUUUUUCUACUCCGUUUUAUUUGAGAGUUUGGGCUGGCUGCACCUAACUCAGGUGGAGGAGAGCUGGAGUAUAACCUCCCUAACAGACUGGGAUACACUAAGUUGGCUGGGCCCCGCCAAAGCCUUGCUCCACCUCUGUGCCCACGCCAUCGGCAUCCACCUGUUCAUCAUGUCGGAGGUGCGGUCACGCAGCACCUUCCUGAAGGUGGGGCAAGCUAUAAUGCAUGGCAAAGAUUUGGAGGUGGAGAAAGCCUUGAAGGAGCGAAUGAUCCACUCGGUCAUGCCCAGAAUCGUGGCGGAUGAGCUGAUGAAGCAGGGCGACGAAGAGAUAGGUGAUAAUUCGGUUAAACGAUACUCUACAAGUGGUGCAGCAGCUGCCAUCUCCAGCCCUAAAAACAACAAGCGCAAGAAAACCUCCAUCCCCCGAGGCCAGAUAAUCUUCAGACCCUUCAACAUGAAACGAAUGGAGCCUGUCAGCAUCCUCUUUGCCGACAUUGUGGGCUUCACGAAAAUGUCUGCCAACAAAUCUGCGCACGCUCUCGUGGGGCUUCUGAACGACUUGUUCGGACGCUUUGACAGACUUUGUGAGCUCACUGGCUGUGAAAAGAUAAGCACUUUAGGAGACUGUUACUACUGUGUGGCUGGUUGUCCUGAGCCGAGACCGGAUCAUGCCUAUUGCUGUGUGGAAAUGGGCCUGGGCAUGAUCCAAGCCAUUGAGCAGUUUUGCCAGGAAAAGAGGGAGAUGGUAAACAUGAGGGUAGGUGUCCACACUGGCACUGUGCUGUGUGGUAUCCUGGGCAUGAAACGCUUCAAGUUUGAUGUGUGGUCAAAUGAUGUCAACCUGGCCAACCUCAUGGAGCAGCUGGGGGUAGCAGGGAAGGUCCACUUAUCACAGGCCUCCGCCAACUUCCUGGAUGACCGCUACCUGCAGGAAGAUGGACAGGUCACUGAGAGAAUAGGACAAAGUGUGGUGGCUGACCAGCUUAAAGGCCUGAAGACUUACCUGAUCUCUGGCAGGAAGGUGGAGCCUCACUUGCACUGUAACUGCUCACAGUUGGGCUUUGCUGGACCAGAGCAUGCAGAAGCAUGGUGUCCCACGGCCAGAGUGCACACUCCUGAUGGAGCCCCUCCAGCCUGCACCGUGGUCCCUGACAGCACCAAGUCCCCCUGCCUGCCCUGCAGUGUAUUACCAGUGGAGGAGCAGGUUUUGGAGGAAGAAGCGGUGCUCAAUGGCUGCCAUGACGACCACAAGACCAACAGCAGCAAGGACUUGUCCCAUCUGAAAUGUUCCCCAGCGGUCUCUGCGGGACGCUCGCCCAACGCUCUGAACGGCCUGCUCAGUCCUCGGCUGGAGGCCCUGAACAACAGCCAGACGUCCCUGUGUGAGAUGCUGCAGGAGAAGGAGAAGAAGACGUGGAGCGGAGGAGCCAUGGGCAUGGACCACUCGGCGCUUAUCCCUUUACGCUCCAAGAACUUCAGGGAGAGGAGCGACGCCCACUUUGUAGACGUCAUCAAAGAGGACAGCCUUAUGAAGGACUAUUUUUAUAGACCUCCUAUAAACAAGCUGAGCAUCACCUUCCUGGAGAGGAGCCUGGAGUCUGCAUACCGGAUAAGCUACCAGGAGGAGAGUUUUUCAAAACAGUGUCCUCCCAUGAUCCCUGACAUCCCACCCCUGUUGUCUUCAUAUGUGGAGACUCAAGCAACAGUGCGGACUUUGGCCAGUCCAACGUUCAGUUCUUUCCUGGACAUGUUGCUGUGCUGUUCAGUGUUUCUGGCUCUCUCACUGGCUUGUUUCCUUCAACCACUUGUCACCAAGCAGAGUCUGUCCAUACCAGCACUCUCUCUGACGGCGACAGCCGCCUUACUGGAGUCUCUGGCUCUGCUGUUUUCUAUACGUAUGGCUUUCUACCGCAAUAGCACGCUGAGUUGCACACGGGUGCUGAUGAGGGCGAUCUCGGGCUGGAUCGCUCGUCACUGCGUGGGAGCAGUCCUAGUGUCUGUGCCUGCUGUGGUCGUCUUCUCCCAUGUCACCUGUGACAUGCAUCUGUCCAUCCAGUUUACCAUGUUCAUCUGCUGUGCUGUCAUCAUAGCCAUUAUACAGUAUUGUAACUUCUGCCAGCUCAGCUACUGGAUGCGCUCAUCUCUAGCAACAUUGGUGGGCGUAGGACUACUUGUUUUGCUCUUCUGCUCCCCCUGCAGUGCUGCCAAGAGUCUGUUUUUCUGGUCUAACUUGCAGACCAACAGCAGUAACAGUUCAAGUGUCAUGUCUGACAGUUCAGUAGAGCCUGACCCACAGGUCGACCUUCAGGAUCUGCUGGGCCCUGAGGCCUGCGUGGCUUUUUUUCUCCUCUUACUCCUGGUCUGGUUCCUUAACCGUGAAUUUGAGGUUAGCUACCGCCUACAUUACCAUGGCAACGUGGAGGCUGAUCAACACCGCAUCAAGAUCCAGAAUAUGAGGGACCAGGCCGACUGGCUGCUUCGCAAUAUCAUCCCCAUCCAUGUAGCUGAGCAGCUGAAGGUCACCCAGAGCUACUCCAAGAACCACGACAAUGUCGGCGUCAUAUUUGCCAGCAUCGUAAACUUCAGUGAGUUUUAUGAGGAAAGCUACGAGGGGGGCAAGGAGUGCUACCGUGUGCUCAACGAGCUAAUUGGAGACUUUGAUGAGCUGUUACGUAAGCCCGCCUUCACAAACAUUGAAAAGAUCAAGACCAUUGGAGCGACGUACAUGGCAGCGUCGGGUCUCAAUACCCAGCAGUGUGCGGACGCGGCACAUCCUCACGCUCACCUCCGUGCACUUUUUGAAUUUGCCCUAGAGAUGAUGCACGUCGUCGACGACUUCAACAAGAACAUGCUGGGGUUUGGCUUCAAGCUUCGCAUCGGAUUCAACCAUGGUCCGCUCACAGCAGGGGUCAUUGGCACGACUAAGCUUCUGUAUGAUAUCUGGGGCGACACAGUCAACAUCGCCAGUCGCAUGGAUACAACAGGCGUGGAGUGUCGCGUCCAAGUCAGCGAGGAGAGCUACUGUGUGCUCAGUGGCAUGGAGUAUGAGUUUGAUUACCGCGGCACUGUUAAUGUCAAAGGUAAAGGUCAGAUGAAGACCUUCCUUUAUCCGAAGAGCAGUGACAGUGGCCCCGUGCCGCAGUACCAACUCUCAGUCUCACCAGAGAUCCGGGCCCAAGUCGAUGGCAGCAUCGGCCGCUCGCCCACCGACGAAAUUGCCAACAUGGUGCCCACAACCGGCAUGACUGCAUGCGUUACCAGCACGAUGGCGCCCAGCGCCAGCUCUGGUUCCUCCACAACCACGGGUCUUAGUCAUGAGAAAGAAGCAGACAACCGUGAAAGACGCCCCUCUGCAGAGAUUUUUCACGGCGGACGAUCUCUGUCUCACAGCGGCCUGACAUCUAUACCUGCAGAUAACAAACAGCUCCUCAUCUCACCCUCAGCCCGGCAAAAUGCAGCACAGCAGAAGAACCAUCGUGAGGACGACAGUGAUGCCAGAGAGUUGACCAGACUUUAAGUAUUUGCUACAGUAGAAUGUCUUACCCUUUAAGCUCUUGUUCCUGCCAGUUGGCAUUUUGUAGAAUUGCUUUACUUUUGGUACCGUCAAACUGGCUUCUUCUCUCCAUCAGCCGAGUGGUAAAUUGCUUUUUAGUGUUAAUCGUAUUUGCUGAUGUUAUCACAGGGAGGUGAUGGGUGGCCCACAAUCACAGAGGAGCAGAGAGGAAAUGGGAAGGUGUGAUGGCAGACACUAAAUAUUGUCUUUUCUGCUACUGAUGCCAACGUCUCCCAAUAACUUACUUGAUUAUCUUCACACCUUUAAUCUCUGUCAGUUCUUUCAUAAGUCUUUUAAGUGCCUUUAGAAUAGAAUAAUGCGUAGCCUAAGCAUUUUUUGAGCAAAGGGAAGAAUAGCAUCAAGGGAAAAUUGUGAAUUAUAACACUUUUUUUUCUUUGCUGUUUGUUACAAUUUUACUUUGUAAACUGUGUUUUGCUAUGAUGUUUUGCCUUUCAGCAAGGAGCUCAGAACGCUGACCUUACACAUGGGAAAGUGCUACAAUGUGAAUGGAAUCAGUGUGUGUGGAGUUCACUCACUCAAGAUAUGUAUUAGUAAAAUCUGCACUAAAAUGCAGCAGAGCCUGUUUCAACCCCCCCGAUCUUCACGAAAGCCCGAAAACUCAUCAUGAAAAGCCGAGUCGAGACCGGUGGAUGCAGGCGAUGAGGCCCAGGCUGUGUGUUGUGUAUUUGCAUGCAUACACUGUGUUUGUGUGUGUGUGUGUGUGUGUGUUUGUACGUCAACACUGUGCUUGGUUUAUAAUAAGGAGAGGUGCCUAUGAGUUACUUGGCUGACUCAGUGAAGCUGCAGGAUGACAAACACUUCAGGAACGCAGUGGACACAAAAAAAAAUUGCUGACGAGGCAGCUUUUUCCUCCAGCCUUGGUUCAGAUCUUUGUAUUUGCCUCAGUUUGGAGGCACAAUGGUCUCGCGUUCUUGCAACAACAGCAUUGUAGAUGAGGGCCCACUCCUGUGAACCCCAAGGUUUGUUUUUACCUGUGGUGUCUAUAGCUGUGCCAUUAAAAUCAAAAAGAGAAAACAGCGGCCCAGGUUUGCUGGAUUACACUGUGUGUUAGUUAGUUGAUGGAGCGUUCAGGACAUGGAUAAUCAAAAGUGUUAUUGUAAUCGUUGUGACUCAAAACUUGAAAUGUUCACGUGAAGCUGAUGUGAAAAUGAAUCUGUUGGACUCACUCCGCUGGCUGCAUUAGCUGCUUCAGUCUCGUUACGGCAUGAAACUUAUCGUGCUCGCACUAAAAAAGAUCAGUGCACCAAAUGUAGUAUUAUUUUUUAUUUUUUUGACUUCACUGAAUUCAUGUUGUGUUAAAUUAGACUGGUUAAGUUUCACACGUUACAUUUUCUCGCUGAUUUUUUUAGCAAAAAGGAUUGUGUGCUCAGAGGCAAAAAAAAACAACAACUAAUGAAAUCCAGUGACAAGAUUUAUUUUUGACAAUAAAAUAUGAAUAGAACCUCAUUUUUUAAAAUUAUUUUGUCUUACUCGUUACGUUUAAGUACUAAUGAAUAUUGCAGAAAGAUGUAUUCAACAUUUAAUAUUAGAAUAAUUGAAUUUAUUUGCUGUCUCUGUGAAAUUACGGUAGCUUGUGCCUUUUCACUUUUCAGUUUUGCAUCUAAUUUUGGUUAAUAUCUGCAAAUGCUUUAAUUUCUUGAAAAGCCUUUGUUAUGGAGAUGUUUACUGUUGUGCAUAAAGGUUAUAAUAUUUGAGCUGUGCCUUUUCUUACAAUAUAACAUUGAUGUAAAUGUCCCAAAACAUAUUAUACAUUAGCUGGCCUUAUUGUAGUUUUAUUUUUCUGUGAAUGGCUCCCCAUUUUGUACUAUAUUUAUUUCUCAGAUGGAAUAGCCGUUGUUAUAAAUGCAAUAAUAAGAGCUAAACCUCACUCAUUUGAUAGGGAAAAGGGGGUUUUUCGCUUAUGAGCACACAACUCUUGAACCAGUUAAAACUUUGUUUUACUACAGUCAAGGGAUACUUUGAAUUGUUAUUAUUGUUAAUAAAUAAGGGGAUUUUCUUUAUCGACGUUAUUCUACUUGUGAGGAUAAGUGCAUAAGCUACAUUUCUUACGUGUCUUUGCCUUCUGUUCAAUCUUCUCUUGAUUAGUGUUCUUUAUGGCAAACAGGGAUAUUAGGAUAACUCACUUUUUUUAAUUUACUUGUUAUAAAACAGAGCUCACCUGUUGAUUUGGUUGGAUGUUUUCAGAUGAAAGUGUCAUUUUCAACCAGAAGAAUGGGACACACUUGGAAAAAUUUGAUGCCAAAGAGUGUCAUUACCAUCUCAUGAAUUUCCCGUGCAUCAUGUCUUAAUUUGAGGGUUGUGGCGCGCUCGUACAGGAAAGUUAAUUUAUAUAUUCUCUCUCAAAACACAUUUGCACAAUGCACUCACUUUCUAUGUACAGUAUGCCUUUAUAUUGUAUAGUAUCUGAGCAUUUUCUAUGAUUUAUAUAAGCGCAUGUAUUAGGGUCAUAAAUAUGCUAAAGAACUGGGUCGUUUUAAAAAUGUUGGAAUAACAUUUCAGUAUUCUGUUAGCCUGCAUGUGUGUAAAGCUGUCCGAGUGUUUGUAAAAGUGUGUGGUUGUGUGUUUUGAAAGGGAUGCCCUAAUCUUAACAGGAAUGUGGUGUAAACAUUUUAGUCGACCUUGUCAUCUCGAAAUAUGACAUGCUAGUACGGUAAGGGUUGAAUCAAUAUCGAUCACUCAAACUGGCCAAAUACAAUAGAAUAAAGCACUACAGGAUAUCUGCAGUAGGUGGUAUCUCGCCAGCCUUCUACAGGCACUUUCAUUGAAAUGUUGCUUUCUCUGGAAAUGUUUUUGUAUAUAGCACGCUAAUAGUUAUGCAGGUAAAAGUUAAAAUUGAAUAAAAUCAGUUGCUGGGAAA
This is a messenger RNA of Solea senegalensis (Senegalese sole), 8098 nucleotides long. RefSeq names its product adenylate cyclase type 9-like. Bases 847 to 5184 code for a protein of 1445 amino acids. The transcript has 13 exons. NCBI's taxonomy places the organism in Eukaryota, Metazoa, Chordata, Actinopteri, Pleuronectiformes, Soleidae. Gene Ontology annotation, molecular function: adenylate cyclase activity. The record is from RefSeq and is a predicted model, not a curated record. Gene Ontology annotation, biological process: adenylate cyclase-activating G protein-coupled receptor signaling pathway; intracellular signal transduction; cyclic nucleotide biosynthetic process.